Molecule: messenger RNA, 651 nt
Organism: Telopea speciosissima
Lineage: Eukaryota; Viridiplantae; Streptophyta; Magnoliopsida; Proteales; Proteaceae
Product: disease resistance protein L6-like
Exons: 2
Coding region: 101-646 (181 amino acids)
Biological process (GO): defense response; signal transduction
Molecular function (GO): ADP binding
Source: RefSeq, a predicted model, not a curated record
CCAGAAGUCAAGAAUCUCGAUUCCCAUCUUCUCAAAGAACUAUGCAUCAAGCAAAUGGUGCCUCAACGAGCUCGUCAAGAUCGUCGAAUGCAGGAAAACCAUGAAUCAACUUGUCAUGCCCAUCUUCUACGAUGUUGAUCCCGCGGACGUCAGUCACCACACUGGGAGCUAUGCAGAGGCUCUUCAGGAACACAACAAGUGUUUCGAUCAGAGGAUCAUUGACGAGUGGAAAAAUGCUCUGAGAGAGGUUGGGGAAUUGAAGGGAUGGGUUUUGAAGAACAUCGAUGGAGGGAACGAAGAAGCAUUAGUAAAAUUAGUUGUUGCAACAAUUUCCAAUGAAUUGGAAAAAGAUUCCCUGAUUGUUUCUGAUGACCUACUUGGAAUCCAAUCUCAUGUAGAAAAAUUGAGAAACUUAUUGAACAUUAAACCAGAUGAUGUAAAGAUUGUGGGAGUGUGGGGGCUAGGUGGGAUUGGCAAGACAACUAUAGCCAAGGUCAUCUACAAUGAAAUUUCACAUCACUUUGAAGUAUGUAGUUUUCUUAAAAAUGUUCGAGAUACUUCACUUAUCGAUUUGCAAAAUCAACUUCUUUCUGAAAUAUUGAAAGGAGUAAGAUUCAACAUCACUAAUAAAGACACGGGAAUUUAAAUGAU